Molecule: messenger RNA, 916 nt
Organism: Magallana angulata
Lineage: Eukaryota; Metazoa; Mollusca; Bivalvia; Ostreida; Ostreidae
Product: carboxypeptidase inhibitor SmCI-like
Exons: 8
Coding region: 80-850 (256 amino acids)
Molecular function (GO): serine-type endopeptidase inhibitor activity
Source: RefSeq, a predicted model, not a curated record
AGUGAUCUGACGUGUUGUGUUAGUUCAACAUAUCAACACUUGCUGUAUUUUUGUCAGACGGGAUCAGAGGAAUUGCAUCAUGGUGUAUAAAGUAUUAUUUUUUACCUGGGCACUUUGUUUCGCAGACGGUGUAGAUGAAGUGCAUCCAAGUGGCGAAGAAUGCUCUGCUAUCCCUGAGCGCGGUCCCUGUAAAGGAAGCUGCCCUCGCUAUCACUUUGACCCUUCAGACUACAAAUGUAAGCAGUUCACAUACGGUUGUUGCGGAGGGAACAGCAACAGCUACUUGACCCAGCAGGCGUGUCUCAAUGCUUGUAAUGACGGAUGCCCGGACGGUACUAAUCCAGAUCAAAUUCGAUGUUUGGUGGACGCAUGCACUUAUGAAAAAUGUCCACGAUUUCCUGAAGCAGACUGUGUUUCAAGAUGCAAUGGAUGUGUUGCACAGUUCAUAAACAAACACCGUGACGUCACAAGUAUAUGUCAGAAGAAGAAGAACAAAGUCAUCAAGAAAAAGGAAUCCUGUUCUGCGGAACCAGAUCCAGGCCCGUGUGAGGGUUUGUGUCCCCGAUAUUACUACGAUCAAGAAGACAGCACAUGCAAGAAAUUCACCUACGGAUGCUGUGAAGGAAAUAGCAAUAACUACAAAACACUGGAGGAAUGCUUGGAUGGAUGCAAUGAUGGUUGUCCGAAUGGAACUAACUUUAAAGAAAUUGAAUGUAAAGAGAAGGCCUGCACGACUCAAACCUGUCCAAACUAUCCACAAGCAAAGUGCAUACCUAGAUGUAACUCCUGUGUUUCGCAGUUCAUCUAUAAGGGUCAUGACGUCACAAGUCAAUGCAAUACUAAAGGGUAGGCUAACGUACAAACCAACCAUAAAAAUUGCUGUCGGAAAAAAAUAUAUUAAGUGAAAAAGAAUAAA